GCGCCCCCGACGCGGCGCUCGGCUCGGCUCGGGCAUUUCCGCCUCUUUGUUUUAAACUCCGGACGGGUUUUUUCUCCUCCUCUUGGGGGGGACCCUGAGGGAGCGGCGCCCCCUCCCCCUCCCGGCGAGCCCCCUCGUGCGCCCGCUCGCCCGCCGCCUGAGACGCAGGCUUCACCAUGUAGCAGGGAAUCCAGCUCUCCCUUGCAGAAAAUGGAAAGAGAGCAAGGGCCAGAAGGAAGGUAUAGAAGUGAACCAGAGAGCAGCAUAAGGAGGGAUCGUCACAUCCGCAUGGUGGCCUGAAGCCUCCAUGCCACGGCAGGAGGAGAAACACGCAGACAUCCAGAGGAGAAGCCAAAGAUGUUGACCAGAAAGAUCAAGCUCUGGGACAUAAAUGCCCAUAUCACCUGCCGCCUAUGCAGUGGGUAUCUCAUCGACGCCACGACGGUGACCGAGUGCCUGCACACAUUUUGCAGGAGCUGUCUGGUGAAGUACCUGGAGGAGAACAACACCUGCCCCACCUGCAGGAUUGUGAUCCACCAGAGCCACCCGCUACAGUACAUUGGUCAUGAUAGGACCAUGCAAGACAUUGUUUACAAAUUGGUGCCAGGCCUCCAGGAAGCGGAAAUGAGGAAACAGAGGGAGUUCUAUCACAAGUUGGGCAUGGAGGUGCCAGGCGACAUCAAGGGGGAGGCGUGCUCUGCAAAACAGCACUUGGAUCCCCGGAAUGGUGAAACCAAAGCAGAUGACAGUUCAAGCAAAGAGACAGCAGAAGAGAGACAAGAAGAAGACAAUGACUACCACAGGAGUGAUGAGCAGGUAAGCAUCUGCCUGGAGUGCAACAGCAGCAAACUUCGGGGCCUGAAACGGAAGUGGAUCCGCUGCUCAGCCCAGGCCACAGUGCUGCACCUGAAGAAAUUCAUUGCCAAGAAGCUAAACCUUUCCUCCUUCAAUGAGUUGGACAUCUUAUGCAAUGAGGAAAUCCUGGGCAAGGACCACACCCUCAAGUUUGUGGUGGUCACACGGUGGAGAUUCAAGAAGGCCCCCCUCCUGCUGCACUACAGACCCAAGAUGGACUUGCUGUGAGCCUGCAUUGCAGACUCUGGCCUGCACCCGGCUGCACUUGGCUGUGCACAGUGACUGCGCCGUAAAAUGUUGCCUCUGGGUGCCAUGCGGACCAGAUUUCUGAAUAGAGAAUAUUUAUAACUUUUGUAUAAAAGAAUCCACACCCAACAAGACACUACCAGCACGCGUUUACAGAGGAUGAAAACACUUCGCAGUUUCAUGGAGCUGAACGUGCCCAUCUCUGCCUCUGGCCCAUAGGCAGAGGAAUGAGUGCCUGCAAUAGGCAUCCACACCACCCUCCGGCACAGAUUGCCCUUGCUUGCUUUCCAGGUCUUGAGAGUCAGAGUUCAUUUCAGUUUAAUUCCUGGAUUAGGUUUCACGAUAAGCCUCAAAAAUACUUCUACUUUUAUUGAGUCCUUCCUAAGUUAUUGAAACAUGUCUUAUGGUAAAUGAUAUUUAUGUUGCCUUUAGCUUCUUGAAGACUUAGAAGAUAUAUAAAAAUUUAAUUUAAAAGCAUACCAAAAGAGGCUUGCAUAGUACCAUGAUCCAGCCACGGUGCUUGAGUUCCCAUUUGCACGGCACCACCCAGCCCCAGCCUGGGCCUCCGGUACCCCCAGGCUUCCCAGCUCAGUUCAGGCACACUCAGCAGGGUAGACCAGAGGUGUUUUCGCCAGUUAAGUGUUGGCUGGCAGAACAGUUCUUAUUUUUCAAAAUUGCUUUUAUUAAAAUGGGCACAAGUUGUUUGGUGCCGUUAUUUAAUUUUUUACUUUUUCUUUCCCUUUUUUUGCGGUGGCAAGAGUGAUGGUGGUGUUUGUUUUUGGUGCUUAUCAGAUAAGUACAGCCUGUAGGGAGACCACUUCCACACUUGGGGGGGGGGGUAGGAUUGAAGCCUCCCAUGAGGAGAGAUACCCUGCUUUGUGGCCCUCCACAGAAGGUAGCUUUUGAGCCAAGCAACUGGGCCCAGCUCUGACCAGACAAAGUUGCUUUUUUGGUCACAGGCAAAAUCGAUCCCUCUCAAAUGUGAGAUGUUUUUAUCAAAGAGAAUAAGCUCUGCCAGUGCAGACACAUUGUUCCCUCAAGCCUGAGAUGUGGGCCUGCAAGGGCUGGGCUGCUUUCCACAGCAGCUGCAGUGCUCCCCAGAGCCCCCUUCCCUCCAUGGCCUCUCUGAUGAGCAGGACCAAAGCUGGUUAUUGGUCUGGGCCACCACCUCCAGCUCUUGCUGGGUAAUGAGGGUCUUGGUGUAUGUGAGGGCCAGGUUUUAGUGAGUCUCCCUUAGUGACUGGAACUUUUUCUUGGAUUUACUUUGAAAGCUGUGUUUGGGCUUGUCAACAUCCAGUUCCAUUUGUUUUCUUCUGCUUCCUGUUUCCCAUACACAAAAUGUCAGAAGCAGUGGCCAGUGAGACCUAAGGUCCAUGAUGAGGAAACAUCCGUUAGCUUAUCCAGGCAACCUUUUCUGCGAGGCCUUUCUAAAACACAGACACAAGCCUUGGUUAGAAAUUGGUCAAAGCUCACCUCUUUGUUCAAGCCCAGGACUGUGUGGAUUAUUCUGUUUCCUGAGCUGGCUAUUCAUCCAAAUCGUUUCUAGAGUUACUACACAAGGGUUUAUGAGUAAAUAUUACCUGUCUACCUCAAACCACAUGUACUGCUGAAGCAUUCUGUAAAACCACAUUAUCACAAUGCAGUUUUAAGUGUAACAUUAGAAUUUAGGUAUUUUCCUGUGUGGUGAAACUAAAGAAGGAUUAAACAGUUUGAGCCUCCAAAUUCAAAUAAAGUUAAUUCACCGUUAGAUCAAACUUAAUAUUGCUGUAUAAUCUCACAUUUGUAACUUUGUAGCUACCUUUGGAGUCACUUGACUUGCUAUGGUGCUAAGCUGAUAGAUUUCAUUGUGCAGCAAGGUGGGCUGUCGUGUCCAGCCCAAUUUCUGGCCAGGCACCAGGUGCCGCCCACCCCGAGCAACCCAGCUUCUGUCACCUUACCCUGAGCAAACCUCAGCAGCAAAAGUACCUAUUUUUCUAAGAUUCCACCAUGCAGCUGUCUUCACUGCAGGACCGUCCUGGCGCCCUCUGCCCUGUGGUCUGACUUGUAGCCUUACCUAGUUCAGAGCCGAGAGUGGAGGAACCUGCAUCAGUGGACGCUCUGGGUGGUCCGUUUCAUUCUGUCAAGCUCUCAUUUGACAUCAAAAGCUGAAUUUUACUUUUUCCAGCAUGAACACCAGGAUCAGUUAGCAAUUGGUCCUGUUAAGUUUUCUUAGCGGAUGGAAUUGCUGUGAAGUUGUUUUCACCACUGUUGUGCUGGUAAAGCGAAGGCUGUCAGAUGGGCCCUGCACACCCCUGGCAGCAGCGGGGCUGGCCUGUCCCGCACGUGGUCUUGCUGGACACCGUUUUCACAAAAAUAGAAAACUCAGAUAGAAUAUAUAAUAUUGAAUUUAAGAUUUGGGGGGUUAAAAAAGAAAACUUUAUAAAAUUAUUUAUUCUAUUUUAAGCCUUCUAUCAUAUAUUCCCAUCCAGUUGUUUGGUUUUGGUGGUCCAGCUUUAUUUACAGGCAUAUAAGAUGAAAUUGUAAGAUAUUUUGCAAGCUUCUUUUACUUUGAGUAGGCUUUAAUUCAUAUGUUUUUAUAGGGAUGAAGAGCAUUUUUAUGCUUUUGUGCAAUAGAUUCCAACAUGCAUUAUUAGAUGUGUUUAAAUUGUGAUGUAGCAUUGAUUCUGCUAAACAGAAAGGGAAUAUAAGAAUUUCAAAAUAUGUGCAUUUGCCUAUUUUGGCUUUUCUUUUUCAUUGUUGCUGUACAAUGCUGUUACUGGGAUUGUUUGCGUGAGUGUGUGUGUGUGUGUGUGUGAGAGAGAGAGAGAGAGAGAGA
This is a messenger RNA of Octodon degus (degu), 3916 nucleotides long. It is a transcript of the gene Pcgf3, whose product is annotated as polycomb group ring finger 3. The coding region runs from base 358 to 1083 and encodes 241 amino acids. The transcript has 11 exons. Gene Ontology annotation, biological process: regulation of transcription by RNA polymerase II. The record is from RefSeq and is a predicted model, not a curated record. Gene Ontology annotation, cellular component: PRC1 complex. Lineage: Eukaryota; Metazoa; Chordata; Mammalia; Rodentia; Octodontidae.